AUUCUACUGGUAAUAAUUAAAUACAUUCAUCCAAUUGCCGAUUUUUUCAAACACAUUAGUUCACCCAUCAGCUGUUUCUUGUUUUCUUUUUUUACGGUGAACCGAUCUGUGUCACACCUUUUUGUUAUUUUAAUUCGUGGUAUUUUCAUUUCAAUGGCUAACAGGGCGGCUGGUUUGGUAAUUUCUCGUAAAAUUGGUGAACAGAUUCAAUAUUUGUUGUUACGGGCGUCUUACGGAGAUUUUCACUGGAGUUCACCGAAAGGGCACGUCGAUCCGGGCGAAGAUGAUUUUAUGGCGGCUUUGCGGGAGACUCAAGAGGAAGCCGGGUAUGCUGAGGAAGACUUAAUCAUCUUUAAGGAUCAACCAAAAAUACUGAAUUAUAAUGUAAAGGGGAAACCGAAAGUGGUUAUAUAUUGGUUAGCUCAAUUAAAAGACUCUUGCAAGGAACCAACAUUGUCUGACGAACAUACUGAAAUGAAAUGGUUAACAAAAGACGCUGCAAAAAAAAUUGUUGGUUAUAAGGAUAAUCAGCAAAUGAUUGACGAAUUUCACGAAUUCAUUCUUAGUCUAUCAUAAGAGUUCUGCAGCAAAUUUUUAGGUUCAAUAUAUAAGGAUUUGGAUAAUUAGUGUAACGAAUUUCUCGAUAAAUCGUCUUAACUUUUGAGUUCGAUCACUGAAUUGUCAAAUAAAAAAACCAAACAAAUGGG
Messenger RNA from Bactrocera oleae (olive fruit fly), 707 nucleotides. It is a transcript of the gene Datp, whose product is annotated as purine phosphoribosyltransferase family protein Apf. Gene Ontology annotation, molecular function: bis(5'-nucleosyl)-tetraphosphatase (asymmetrical) activity. Gene Ontology annotation, biological process: ATP biosynthetic process; AMP biosynthetic process. The record is from RefSeq and is a predicted model, not a curated record. NCBI's taxonomy places the organism in Eukaryota, Metazoa, Arthropoda, Insecta, Diptera, Tephritidae.